ACACAUCCUGCAUACAUUAUGUAAACAAUAAAUAUUUCUGCAAAUUGCUUAGUGCACAUGACAUACAGACAUUAUUUAGCAAUUUUUCUGAAAACCAAGGGAUAGCUACCAUAGACAGAAUAUAUAAGACAGUUAUGAGAAGAAAAAGAAACAAUGGCCAGGAAUCAUACAACAGCAGCAGUUUUGAUUUUAAUGCUUUUUGUUGUUAGAGUUGAUGGACUUCCUUGUAAAGAUGGUCAAGUACAGAGAAUAAAUAAUACUGGCAAUAAGAUCUGUUGUUAUACAACUGUUUGUGCAGAGAGCAAGCAGUUUGUAUUUUGCACAUACAAUGAUGGAUAUGAUACUUGUAAGAAUUGUCCGUCUGGAAAGUACACCAAAGAUAAAAUAAAAACAUCAGAGUGGUUUGAACAAAUUGAUAUCUGUGUAACGAAGCCAACCUGUGCUGAAAUUGACACAACCUGGAUAAAUGGAGAGUGUUUGUGUAACAAAUUCAAUGGUUACUAUGGUAACGACAUAAACAACUGCCAGCUUGACACAAAGCACUGCAAGGAGGCUGGUUAUGAAUUGGAUAAUGAUGGUAAUUGUGUUGAAUGUGAAAAAGAAUAUUUUAAACCAGAAAAUGGUGGAUACGGAGUGUGUCGUAGAAAAACUCAGUGUACACGUCAUCAAGUAGAGGCUCAUCCAGGAUCAUCUAAGGCAGAUAGGAAGUGUCGCCCAAGAACAGCCAAGGACGGUCCUCCUCCCACUCCCCCACCCACCACAGAUCAGACUGAUCAUGGAGCCAAUGGUACCAGACUAGGGGGAGAUGGUGAUGGAUUACACCAUAUGUAUAUCUGGUUGAUAGGUGUAAUACUUUCAUCCCUGCUUAUCUUGUCCGCGUCGGCCAUAUUGAUUUAUGUGUUCAGAAAGAAAUGGUGCUGUGCUACUUUUCUUAAGUUGUUUAAAGUUGGUAGACGCUAUUCCCCUGUCCCUCCAGUUGAGAAUGGAAGUGAUAGAGGACACUCUGUUACUCGUAAUUCUCGUGAAGAAGAUCAUGAACUUACAAGUAUUACAAACAUUGACUCAAGUUUGGACAGUAGCAAAUCAAGCUCAAAUUCAUCUAAGGAUCAUGAAGCCACAUGUGCUAAAUAUAGAAUAACAGAAGUUAUUGUUGAAAUGGAUGAAAACGAAACUGGUGUAAAGACAUUAGCUUUAGAACCGAAAGGUGAUGAAGAAACAGUGGUCAAAUCCGUCUCGGAUGAACUAGAUGCCAGACAAACAAAUCAAGCAGCAGAUAUAGAUUCAACUAGUUUAAAAGCAAGAUAUGAUGAAAAAGGUCAUGAUAAAGGUCAAGGUAAAGGUGAACUUGAUUCAGAAUCCACAGAUGUAAAGCAAUUGUCCUGUGAAGAUUUGCUAAUGAGUGCAACACCCAGCGACGAUGCUGCAGACAGCAUUACAAAAGUCAAGAAACAUUUGCCUGCAGAUGAUAAAGAUUUGAGUAUAACCAAAGUCAAGAGAAUGAAUGAAAAUGAAAAUAGAGCUAAAAGUGGAAGUAGAACACCAAAAAGAUACCACAAAAUGAGAGGAUAUCUGGAUAAAUCUAAAAAGGGGUACUCGGUGGAUCUGAAUUGGCUCAAAUUCAGGAAGAAAAAUACACAGGAGACAAGUUUUAGCUUGCCAUCUACUCCUAAAAAAUCAAAUUUGUUUGGUGCUACGUCUAAAGAGUCAGAUAGACCAACUUUGAAAGUUGAACCAUUUUCAAGAAGGAGUUCACCUCGUAACUCACAACUAGAGAGUGGAAAUGAUAUGGCGUCUGCAGGUGCUGAUGAUAGCUUCAAAACAGUUCCAUCAGGAAUUUCCUAUCCAAUGUUUAGUGAUAGCGUUGGAAUGUCUCAUCCUAUGUUCAGUGAUAGCACUGGAAUGUCUCAUCCUAUGUUCAGUGAUAGCACUGGAAUGUCUCAUCCUAUGUUCAGUGAUAGCACUGGAAUGUCUCAUCCUAUGUUCAGUGAUAGCAUAGGAAUGUCUCAUCCAUUGUUCAGUGAUAGCACUGGAUUUUACAGUUGUGAUGAUGAGGGUAUCAUGGCAGAUCCAUUAAAUGCUUCCCAACAACAUCAACAGAGAAGAAGUAACAGAACUACGUUGCCGCCAAAUGUAUUCAUUGUGGAGGGUGACUUAGACAAUGGGAAAGAUAGUAAUGGUAGAGUAAGGUCCUUGCCAAUCAUUUCUCAGGAAAGUCAGGAAGAUUUGGAGAAUGGAAACGUAUCAUAUUGGCAACAGCUUGCACUGCAUGGUAUUGAAACUGGAGCAAGACCAAAGGAUGAAGGUCAUAAUAUCAUACACCCAUCCGUCCAUUUGUCCCAGAGGCAAAAUGCAAUAACAUAUACCUCACAAAGUAAUGAAGAAGUUCAUACGAGCAUUGGAAGAGCAGAAGGCAAUGAUGGAAUACAACUACCAGUCGAGUGUGCUGUUAUCGAGACAGGGGAGCAGAUCUCAUUUGAUCCUCUUAGUACACUUGAUGCUAAUUCCAUUAUGAAUGAGACUCAGGAAUCAAUAACUCCUUCAAACCCACUGAUAAGCAUUCCAAGACCACAUGAGGUUUUGCCUCCACCUGAACCAGUGUUUGACGAAACAAUGGUGGCGGGGCCGUCUUCUGGGAGUAGUGAAGAGGCCAUCAGUGAGGGAGGUGCAAGUGAAGGGGCUACAAGUGAGGGAGCAGUUAGUGAAGGAUCAGCAGCAAGUGUUGUUAUGCCUUUGUUAGAAAGAAAGGAAGAGGGAUCAUCAAGCACAGGUAGUGGUAGUUCCAGAAAAAGAACUUUAUCAAGAAGUUUAUCAAUGGAAGAGGAAAAUAAAGAUUCUUCAAGCUCAACAGAAAAGUCUAUGGGAUAGAGAGUUACAAACUUAUCAGAAUAGUCAAAAGGAUAGAGAGUUAUUAAAGAAAAUAUCAGAGGACAGAAUUUUUUUUGGAGAAGAGGUUGAAAAAGUCUUCCAAAUCACCUUAAUCAUCAAGGCUCAUCACAUUCAAAUAUAUCAACAUUUGGCAAGAGUUUAAAAAAUUGUGUUGUUUUUCAGUCAGUAUUUGUAAGAAUUUUUUUGAAAUGACGAUCUCAUGCAAUCAUUUAAUUUAGAGGAGUUUGAAUAAUUGUAACUAGUAUGAUUUUUGAAGAAUGUUUUUAUGUCCUAUAGAUACAAAAAUAAAAUGCUUAAGAUUUUUUCAAAGCUGUGCUUUUAUGCUUUUUCAGAAUUAUUUUCAAUAAGAUUUUACUUAAAGCAGACAUAGUUGUAAUAAAUGACAUGUAUGUGCUAAAAGGCAGAAGAAAGGACUUUUUAUUAAAGCAGAGAUUUAAAAUGAAAGCUUUAAAUGUAAAUUCAAAAGGUGCAAUAUUUAUUAUUUAUUUAAAAAUUUGUAAAUUUUAUAUGUAUUAAUUUAUGAUGAAAAUUGGACAUUAGAUAAUUGUGUAUUAUUCUGUAAUUAAUAUAUUUCCAGUAAACAUGGUUGAAAAAGCAUUUACAAGCCAAAUUUUAGACAAUUUUCGUUUGUUAGAUGCCUACCCAUCCAUUUGUCAAUUUGAUGGUUUAUGAUACUUUUAUGAUAAAGGCAUAAGUAAAUUUCUCAAAUAGUAAUGAACCUGCACCAAUUAAAGCUUUUUGAAAAGCUAAUAUUUAAAAAAAAACUGGUAAUGAGAGUCAUAACCAUGAUUCCCUUAUAAGCUUAAAUCCCUUUUUUCUGCAGAAGGAAAAUAGCUUAUAUGAGACAAUGACCUUUUUAGGCAUUUUCAUUUAAGGAAUAAUUUUAUACUUUAUAUCUUUAAGCUUAUAAGUUAUACUAAAUGUCUUCUUUAAGAAAAGUGUCAAAAGUGUUUUUGUAUUUGGUGUUUUUUGUAUUUAUUACUUAGUUUGAGAAAAAAAAAGAACAUCAUCUCUAAAUGUUAACUAUGAAAGUCAAUAUUAUGUAUUAGUUCUUGUAUAAUCACAUAAAAUUCUAUGGUAUUUCAGUUAAGAGCCAUGAGUUAGAUGUACGGAAAAAUCAAUUUUUGAUGUCAUAAUUUAUUAUAAAUAGAGAAAUCUUGUGGUGUUAAAAUUAUUGUUCCUUGAAAUGUGAAGAAAGCAUUUAAUUUAUUUUUUGAGAGGGGAAACACUUUUAAGUGAAGAUUUGUUCAUUAUUUAAGAUGUUAAGCAACUGAUAUACAAAUAAAUAAUUUGAAAUGAAGCGAAUAGUUUUAAAGAAAAAUAUUUCCUGUUUAUUUAUUGUAUAUUCACACCUGAAAAACAAGUGGUCAGUAUUUGUUGUCGGAAGUAAAAUUUUGAAAAGGACAUAAUUUGAACCAAGAUCUUGAAUUUUGUAUAAACUUUAAUGUUACAUUCAUGAACGGCAGCCAUUGGUGUCAAGAAAUACAUUUAGCCUUGGACAUGUUAAAUUCAUUUUUUUCUUAGAGAGGCAGCAAACUUACCAACAUUGAAAAUUGUAAUUUUCUCUUUUCGUAAAUUGAAAACAUAAUAAAAUCGGUGAUUAUAUUUUUUUCUGAUUUCCAUGAGAAUGAUAAAUUUAUCUUCAAUAGUCCAUUUGCCAACUACCGAUUUGAUUCUUUUAUUAUAUACACACUUUUAACACAGCUUGCUUUCCUUUGUCAAUUGUAGACUGGUUCUAUACUAGACAAAAUUGGCUUCUGCCCAUGCAAAGCAUGAUAAGUUGAUAAUGAUAUAUCAACAUUUUAACCAAUUUUUAGUGCAAAAUAACUACUGGUAUCAAAAGUUUUUCGCUUAACACAAAAUUAAGUGUAAAUUAAAAGAUUUGAAAAACUUAAAGGUUACACACAUAAAACACAUAUAUUUUUUUUCUUUCUGGUCCAUUGUCAAUGAAAAUUAAUGUUUCUCCUAAAAAGGGAGACAACUGAAAAAGGAAUCUUUUAAUUACAGGGUCAUUUAUGGGAAUUGUCAAAUAGACUAUUAUUCCUGGAAUAAACUAAACACUAAAACUUAUGAACAUUUGUUUGACUGAUUUGUGAAGCAAAAUAAGAAUUUACUAAUUUGUGAUCUUAUCAAUUUUGAAUGUUGGCAUAUAAUAUCACUUUGUUGCUUUUAAUCCUAUCUGAUUGAUUUUAGAAUUAUCAUUCAAAUCCAAAGUCACUGUUUUUGCUCAAGAUUUUUUUUAAUUUUUUAAAUUUAGAAGCAAAAUAAGAUCACCAAAAAAUAAAAGAUUGACUUGUUUAAUUAAGAAUUUUUAUUAAUACUGUCUAAACCUACAAUCAUUCAACUUGUGUAGGGUUGCAUUUGGGUGAGCGCUUCAAAUUCUUUACAAAAAACAGGUCACUGUGACCUAAUGUUACAAAUUGCAAACUUUUAUUAACAGUUACAUUUAAAUGCCUUAUUCUCAUACAAAAUGACCAAUAAUAAUAUAACUUAGUAUGGGGCUGUUUCUUAAAGCUGUUAUCCUAAUGCUAGCAAUUUAAAGGUUUGGUUGGCUUGCUUGCUUUGUUUGUAUAACUGUUUGCACAAGCAUUGUAAUUAAAAUUGACAUCUGCAAUCAAUAGAUAGGCGGGGCUUCAGCUUGUAUACAUUAUUGAUACUUAAAUGUUAUUGGGUGUUUUGUAUAAUGUAAACAAGCUGAAGUCCUGCCUAUCUAUUGAUUGCUUAAUUACAAUGCUUCAGCAUACAUUUAUACAAACAAAGCAAGCAAGCCAACCAAACCUUUAAAUUGCUAGCAUUAGGAUAACAGAUUUAAACAUAUUAAUGACUUAUCAUAUUUUAAAUAGAGGCAUAGAAGUGAAAUGGCAAUAUUUUCCACAUCACGAAGGAUCUUAAAAACUUGAAUAAAAAAAAUUCAUUUUCGAUCUAAGAUUUGAAUGAUAAUUCUUAAGUCAGUGACUUGUUUGAACCAUAUUGAAUAUGGAAAAUUAGCAAUUGGAUUUUAUAUAUUUUUUGUGUUUAAACACAAACAGCAGCACAAGUCAUCUCGGACUCUAAAUGAAAUCUUUUACAAGAAUUUUAAUGUGUUUUUAUAUUUUCUGAGAGCAUUUUAUUGAAUGGAGUAGAAUUAUACCACCAACAUACCAACGUAGUGCAAAUUGUCACCAAAUGUAUGUUGUUAAUGUCAUAGACAAACUAUUAUAUGCAAAGUUGUUAAAAAUAGAUUUUUGGGCUUUCUGAUCUCAAAGAUUAAAACUUUGAAUUGAUGUUUUUGGAAAUUUUCAUUAUUUUAUGAUAAGUAUGCUAAAAUUUUCAACAAUCAAGUACCUUUUGUACAAACAUCUGGAUACAUUCUAUUUCGUUUGGAGGGAAAUAGCUGAUAUCUUAAUUUUAUACGUUGGUACAUUGUCUCAAAGUCAAUUACAUACAACUAAUUGAAAGUAUACCAAGUUAUUUUCGAAAUAGUUGAAAGAGUUAAACAAUAAAAAUAUGCCACUUAAGGUAGAUUCAUUGUAUACCGCCAUCUUGGAUUGUACAAUCGCAGUACAAAAUGGGUCUAGUUAUUUGCCUAAAUCUGCAAAUUGGAGACAGAUUUGCAAUUUAAUGGUUAGACUGUUUAUUUAUAUAAAGAAAACUUAGUGAAUUAUUGUAUUAUACAAAAUAUUUAAACAAAUAUCAUUUUUUUUGAUUUUAGAAUCAUUUUUCUCAAAUGAACCAUUUAAGGAGAGAUAACUCUUUUAGUAAAAAAUUAUACUAGACUGAUAGGGAAAAUUUUAAUUUUUACUUGUAGCAAGAAAACAAGUUCAGUGACACCAUUUUUUCUUUUUAUUUUCUUAAAACAUAUUAUAAAACCUAUCUUUUCACAAUUUAUUUCAAAAUUCUAUCUCAUAGAAUUUUUUUUAUGCACACAAAUGUGUUUUUUCAUGAACAAUCUAACCAAAUUAAGGCAAUUUUCAACGACUCAUAGCUUGAAAAAUAGCACGGUGACCCAUACUUUUUAUUAUAUUUUUGAAAAAAGCAUAGUAAAAUCUUCAUUCUGGCUAAGUAUAAGAAAAUUCUAUUUCAAAAAAUAUAUACUUAUGAUCUACCUUAAAAUGUAUUUUUGGCAACUUUGCAUUAUUUUUAUGAUAUACAAUCAUGACGUUCCACUAAAUACAUGCCAAAAAAGUGGAAAUAAAACCAGCUUAAAGCGAAAUGUGUAACAAAGUUACUGUACUAUAUUAAAAUGAUGUACUAUGAAACAUUUUUGAAUGUAACAUGUAUUUAAAUAUGUGUGCUUUAUGUAAAACUACAAUGUCAUCCAAGUUCCAUUCAGAAUGGACAAUCGUGUAGCUUUGUACAUUACUUGUCAACAGUUUAAUGAAACAUACAUAUUACUUCAUUCAUAAUAUGCAUAAUCCAUUUUCAUACAUAGGUGUAAACUCUCUGAAUCUCAUGUGUGCGAUUUUCCAAUGAUUUCUUGAAAAUUUAAAGAAAAUCCUCUGAAGAUAAUUCUCCUGAGGGGAGGUUCAAGUCUGCCCCUUUGAACCAAGCUCUGCAAGUUUCAUGUAAGAUUGGCAAGUUUCUUUUACUUUCACUGUUAUUUGACACAUACAAUGUAUGCAUGGUAAUUGUUUCUUUCAUUCAAAAUAGCUACAAAUUGUUACAUCCUGAUUUUGGUAAUUAAUUCAUAAAAGAUUGAAUAUAUUUCAACAUUGAUUGAAAGAAUUGAUUAAACAUCAAAAGUUUUAACUCCUAAAAGUAAGAUUUUAUAUUAUAGAAAAAUCAACAUAAUUUAGAUUUAGGGCAAAUUUUCCAAUAAAAAAUCCUUAAAUGAGGAUCUCUCACUUUGAAAUUUAAAAAGUUUACAUCUAUGUUAAUUUAUCUGUCAAAGGUCAAAACAUUUUUACAUAAAUAUUGGUUUCGUACAUGCAAACUUAAAAUGAAUAUGAAUAGGACUUUUUUGAGAAAAUAGAAUUAUUUUGUUAGUGUGUAAAUUUUGAGGAAUUUGUAGGGACAGUUUUAUUCUUUUCAAUACAGAAUGGGCCAAAGAAAAUUAGUUAAGCAGAAAUCGCUAUGAAAAUUAACUUUUUUGUCACUUUUUGUUGUUAAAAAAGAGUUUAAAAAAAUAUGAAUUUUGCAUGGGUGAAAAUUCAUACAAGAAUGUUUUUUUAUAAGUAUAUAAAGCAAAAUUCAAUGUCUAAAGUUUUCAGUGAACCAUGUUGCAAAGUAGCCAACUUGCUUCAGAUGGUCCAUGUAUGAAAUCUUAUUUAUGAAAAAAUGAUUUUGACCCAUUGAUUACUGUAAAUUCAGAAAUUAUUGCGAGGUUUUUAUUAAUGCGAAUAAUGCGACUGGGUGAGUAUCGCAAUAAUAAGAACUCGCAUUUUGAUAUCUGAAACAUAUAUCUUUAUGCAGAUUUUCCUGAAAUCGCAAUAAUUAAACUCGCAUUUAUGUCCAUUUUUUAACAAUCGC
Molecule: messenger RNA, 8334 nt
Organism: Mytilus californianus (California mussel)
Lineage: Eukaryota; Metazoa; Mollusca; Bivalvia; Mytilida; Mytilidae
Exons: 13
Coding region: 154-2865 (903 amino acids)
Source: RefSeq, a predicted model, not a curated record